CGUUUUUGGGCAAGACAGUAGUAGUUCGGAGGUGAAAUUUGGGAUUUUUUAGAUGAAGGAUUUGGUGGUUUUCCCUAUUUAUCAAAAUAUGUCAAAAAUAGGAGAACUUGUUUACUUCUGUCAUAUUCAAACUCAUUCAAUCUCAGAGUUUAUUUCAAAAUAGGAGAACUUGUUUACUUCUGUCAUACAUGAAGAUACCUUAUUACCUAAAGCAGAUCAACCUCAUGAACAGAAGUAGCUGUUCUCUAAAGCUAUAAUAUGCCAAAAGGAAAAUUUUAUACACCACACUUCGAUCCCACGUUCAUCUCACUGUGUAAGAUGUGGCACAUUUAUCUUUACUAUGAGAGUGUGGUGUAUAACAUUACUCUGGUUUGGUUUAAUUUUGGGUGGAAGAACUUAGGUGGAUCAUACUGAAAAUCUGAUUUACCUUUCUUUGAUGCCCUUAAUUUUUUUUUAUAUAAUUCUUCACUUCUGUUAACCUCUCUCAAUUAUAACAUGAAAUAAAAGGUCAUUUAAUUGAGUGUUCUCAAUGAAAUUGUCUGUAGAUUCAUAGUAGAAGCUAGUAAUGGUUGAUGUAGAUUCAUAGUCUGGAGUUUGUUCAUGCCAACACCACCACACCCCUUCCCCGUCUGUUUUCCAUGGUCGGAUGCUUAGCAUAGGAGAAUUCAGAAUUUGAAUUUGAAAGAGUAUUACUUUGAAAGAAAAAAAAAAUGUUUGGAUCCCACGGGCAGGCAUUCUUGGAGUUUCAAUGGGGAUAUCUUACUGAUUGUAUCACACGCAUUGUUGUUUGAGAAAUGAAGGAUGGCUUGGGAUUUUUCACGUAUUGGACUCGGUAAAAACAACAUUGUCCAACUCGUUAAUUGAUCAUCUUUUGAGAACUACUUUCUCUCGAGGAAAAUGACAAGAGGACUUGCUCAUGUUUUGGUGUCAACACUGCUCCUAGUGGUUUGUUUUCUAUUUUUAUGCAAGUGCUUACUUUCCACGUUUGAAUCCAAAUUAUUUAAUUGAUGAUAUCUUUAUCAUUCUUUUUUCGAUUUAAUUGGAAGGACAGGAGUGAAUUCCAUCACUAGCUCCUAUAAAACAAUAUGAUAAUUGAGAUUAUUGUUUGUUUUUUUUUUUUUUUUUUCACUCUUAUGUUGGUGUCUGACCUAAGUAUAUUUCGUUUAUUUGGCACCAUGCCUUGCCUAAAUAAAGCUUUCCCCACUAAACAACCUUCAAACAUUGACUUACAAAUUGGGGAUAAUAUUUUUUUAAAUUAUGAUUUUGUUCCUAAAUUAGACUUGUUCUUGGCAUUUGGAUCCGCCGGGAUGAGAGUAUAGGUCCAUAAUUGAUUCGGAUCUGGGCCGAGCUCAGUCUACUUAUCUGCCCCUACUAGGAAAAAAUUGAAGAAAAAUCUUGCAAAAUCUUCAGACGCUGCUCCCACCUUAUCCAAGCCAGUCCCUCUCAAAAUCAGCAUAUACCCUUUCGUGGAUCCCUGUGAUUAAUUUUCCACCUACCCAGAACCAGAACCAAGAAUCAAACAAAGACUUCCUAACCCGAAACUCCCCAGAACACUUUCUUCACGAACAAGAAGAGAAAGACAUCAAAGGAACACACACAAACUCAUCAACAUUCAUCUCUGUCAUGGCUUGUGCAACAACAACAAGACCCACGUUCUCGUUCCACCUUUCUACCUCUUUCCCUCAAUCUUCACCUCUAAAACUCAAACCCCAUUUCACCACCACCGCCCCUCCUCUUCUCCCAAAACUCUCAUUUCUUCACAAACCUAACAAACUCAGUACCCCAUUCUCCAUUGACAUCUCCAAAGAAGACACCCCCACCUCCAGCCAACAACCUGCUUCAAACCCUGAUGAACUGCAAGAAUCUCAAGAGAAGUUCGACAUGCGCCGACUCGAAGAGAAGUUUGCAGUGUUAAACACGGGUAUAUACGAGUGCAGGUCUUGUGGCCAUAAGUAUGAUGAAGCUGUGGGAGACCCUUCAUAUCCAAUACCGCCAGGUUUGCAGUUUGAUAAGCUGCCCGAGGAUUGGAGGUGCCCAACUUGUGGGGCAGCCAAGAGCUUCUUCGAAAGUAAGAGUGUGGAGAUUGCAGGGUUUGCGCAGAAUCAACAGUAUGGGCUUGGAGGGAAUGCACUGACUUCUGGGCAGAAGGCUGUGAUUAUAUAUGGGAGCUUGUUGCUUUUCUUUGUCUUGUUCUUGUCAGGGUACUGGCUGCAAUAGGUUGGAAUUGGGGGGAGGGGGAAAAUGGGAUAUAAUUAAGAGAUUUUGUAGCACUCUCUCUUUUCCUUUUUCUUUUACCGAUUAUAAAUAAUAUUGGUUAUGUUCAUGUAUAUUGGAUGUGUAUUACUGAUUGGGAAAUGUUAUACUUCAGGGGAAUUGAUUAAUUCCAAAAGGUAUAUUUUGUUUUA
This is a messenger RNA of Juglans regia (Persian walnut), 2405 nucleotides long. Its product is annotated as rubredoxin-like. The record is from RefSeq and is a predicted model, not a curated record. Bases 1624 to 2217 code for a protein of 197 amino acids. Gene Ontology annotation, molecular function: electron transfer activity; iron ion binding. Lineage: Eukaryota; Viridiplantae; Streptophyta; Magnoliopsida; Fagales; Juglandaceae. Gene Ontology annotation, cellular component: chloroplast. Gene Ontology annotation, biological process: alkane catabolic process. The transcript has a single exon.